GGAGUUAUUACCCUUGAUGACUUCGAGUUCCCACACCCAUUAUCUAUUCGGCGAGCCCAUAGUCAUUUAUUCAGCUUGGUCUUAGGUGCCAUUCGCACUCUCCCAGACGGGCACUUAUCCACCUUGAACACCUCGAUCACCGCAAGCUUGGCUCGCUGCGACAUACGCCGCUUAUUGUCGAAAUCUAACAACACGACCGUCCUCUGUACUGUCUGACCGGUACAUUACAGGCACAAUGGGUCGCACAUACAGAAUCUAUUUGGCAGGAGAGUCUGUACUGAUGUGCAGACAUUGCGGGAAUCAUCUAGCCGUUAGUGAAGGUAUCAUCUCAAAGCAAUUCACUGGCCAGCAUGGUCGGGCUAUCCUAGUCCACACAGUAGUAAACACAUACAGCGGUGAGACCGAAGAUAGAGAGAUGCGCACUGGAAAGCACACCGUGAGAGACGUCUACUGUCGCGUUUGCCAUAGCACCCUUGGCUGGAAAUAUGAUUUUGCCUCUGAACAUGAUCAGAAAUACAAGGAAGGCAAAUAUAUUCUCGAGCGAGAAAUGAUCACUGAGAAGCCAGAACGCCAUGACAUUAUCAACGGGAAACCGCAUAUUGAGGAGAUACCUGUCCGCGAAAUUCUCGCUUAAAACUUUUCAACCUAAUCACCUUUCGACUGAUUAAAGAACUAUCAGUUCUCGACUUUUACUUCUCAUCACCCUCAACCGUGGCCUAUCCUACAUCGGCCUUGGCGUUAACCGUCUUCGACAGCUGUUCGUCGCUGUGAAUUUAUUCAAUGGUGUUGUUGCCAUUUCGAUUUUCCUGUUGCCUUUUGUGUAUAUGUAUUUGCUAUUUCUGACUGCCUUUUACGAUGUUCCCUUUUGUAUUUUGUUUAUUUUUAUGCCAUUGAACGUUAUC
This is a messenger RNA of Cryptococcus deneoformans JEC21, 902 nucleotides long. Its product is annotated as yippee-like, putative. Bases 236 to 634 code for a protein of 132 amino acids. The record is from RefSeq and is a predicted model, not a curated record. Lineage: Eukaryota; Fungi; Basidiomycota; Tremellomycetes; Tremellales; Cryptococcaceae. The transcript is spliced from 4 exons.